AAAUAAAAAACACCCGUCUGAUCUUGUAUUGCUUCUCAUAUUGAUUCAUUAUAUCUCUUUCUGGUUUUCAUUUUAGUCCAUCAAAUAUAGAAAGUGCUUGUUGGUUUUUCUGAAAACAAAGCGGCGCACAAAGGAGAAAGAUACAAAAAGAAAGGUUGCAAAAAUGAAGAUGGGAGAACAACAGCUUCAACACCGCCAAGUUUUUGACGUCUCACUCGACGUUCCUCAGCAACCCGGCUCCAAAUGCUUUGACGACGACGGCCGUCUCAAGCGAACCGGGACUGUUUGGACGGCAAGUGCCCACAUAAUAACGGCCGUUAUUGGGUCUGGAGUUCUGUCGCUGGCUUGGGCCACAGCUCAGCUGGGAUGGAUUGCUGGUCCUGCUGUGAUGUUCUUGUUCUCCUUUGUCACUUACUACACUUCAACUCUUCUCUCCGCUUGUUACCGCACUGGGGACCCUGUCACUGGCAAGAGGAACUACACUUAUAUGGAUGCUGUUCGAUCCAACCUAGGUGGACUUCGGGUCAGGAUUUGUGGGCUUUUUCAGUACCUGAAUCUUUUUGGAGUUGCCAUUGGGUACACUAUCGCAUCGGCUAUAAGCAUGAUGGCAAUCAAGAGGUCUAACUGCUUCCACAAGAGUGGUAGGAAAGAUCCAUGCCACAUGAGCAGCAAUCCCUACAUGAUUGCUUUUGGUGUCACUGAGAUAAUCUUCUCUCAAAUUCCUAACUUUGAUCAGCUAUGGUGGCUCUCCCUUGUUGCUGCUGUUAUGUCCUUCACUUACUCUACAAUUGGACUUGGACUCGGAAUUGCUCAAGUUGCAGCAAAUGGAAAAGUUGCAGGAAGUCUCACAGGAAUAAGCAUUGGAACUGUGACUCAAACUGAAAAGAUAUGGAGGAGCUUUCAAGCACUUGGUGACAUAGCUUUCGCCUACUCUUACUCCAUCAUCCUUAUUGAGAUUCAGGACACAAUCAAAUGCCCACCACCAUCAGAAGCCAAGACAAUGAAGAAGGCCACUCUAAUCAGUGUGUCAGUGACAACCCUUUUCUACAUGCUUUGUGGCUGCAUGGGAUAUGCCGCUUUCGGAGACAUGUCCCCCGGAAACCUCCUCACUGGCUUUGGCUUCUACAACCCAUAUUGGCUCCUAGACAUAGCCAACGCCGCCAUUGUAAUCCACCUUGUUGGUGCAUACCAAGUCUACUGCCAACCCCUCUUCGCCUUCGUCGAGAAACAAGCAGCACAGAGGUUCCCGGACAGCGAAUUCAUCACCCGAGAUAUCAGGAUCCCCCUCCCAGGUUCACGCUUCUACAACCUCAACCUCUUUAGGCUGGUUUGGAGGACAAUCUUUGUGAUAUUAACCACCUUGAUCUCGAUGCUGUUACCGUUCUUCAACGACAUCGUUGGCCUUCUUGGGGCCCUCGGAUUUUGGCCGUUGACUGUUUACUACCCUGUGGAGAUGUACAUUGCGCAGAAGAGAAUACCAAAGUGGAGCACCAAAUGGCUUUGCCUACAAAUCUUGAGCUUUGCUUGCCUUAUCAUAACUGUGGCUGCAGCCGCCGGCUCAAUUGCUGGUGUAAUUCUUGACCUCAAAUCCUAUAAGCCCUUCAAGACCGACUACUGAAUUUGAGAUUUGAGAAUAAGAAAUAUAUCACAGAAGUAUCCCAAUUCUACUCCAGCGUUUCCGAAAACAAGGGAAGGAAUUGGCCGUUUAGAAUUUCAUUUCUUAAGUUGAUGUUAAUGUCCAUAACAAGCCUGAAUUGGUCAUGUUAUUGUUCUUUUUCAGUAGUUCUGCAACUUCAGUUCUUGUUUUUUUUGCCUUCUUUUACUGUCUCUUUAGGGGAAAAGGAUAGGCAGGGCCAUGUAUGUACGUAAAUGAAAUUGAAACAUGAGUCUCUGAUCCAAAGUACGUUUUUAACUCUCUCUAGUUUCCAAUGCCAAAAUAGAAAGAUGUUAAGCUAAAACUUAAUGACAUUUCUAAUUUCUUCCCCCACA
Messenger RNA from Morus notabilis, 1989 nucleotides. RefSeq names its product amino acid permease 3. Bases 164 to 1618 code for a protein of 484 amino acids. The transcript is spliced from 7 exons. Gene Ontology annotation, cellular component: plasma membrane. NCBI's taxonomy places the organism in Eukaryota, Viridiplantae, Streptophyta, Magnoliopsida, Rosales, Moraceae. The record is from RefSeq and is a predicted model, not a curated record.